Molecule: messenger RNA, 2315 nt
Organism: Condylostylus longicornis
Lineage: Eukaryota; Metazoa; Arthropoda; Insecta; Diptera; Dolichopodidae
Product: 1-acyl-sn-glycerol-3-phosphate acyltransferase-like
Exons: 5
Coding region: 688-1524 (278 amino acids)
Biological process (GO): phosphatidic acid biosynthetic process
Cellular component (GO): membrane; endoplasmic reticulum
Molecular function (GO): 1-acylglycerol-3-phosphate O-acyltransferase activity
Source: RefSeq, a predicted model, not a curated record
UGUGCUAUUGUUUUUGUACAGAAAUGCAAAAAUAUCAUUUAUUAAAAAAACAAAAAACAUUACAAUAUUUUUUAUUUUAAUUUUAUUUUGUUAAGUAACUGUGUCCAUCCAACAAAAUAGCGCGAUUCGAUUAUGUUUUAAUAAGGACUUUAAAUCAAAAUUAUUAGAUAUUGUGAUUUUUUUCGAAAUAACAAAUAUUCAAAAAGAACAAGAAACUAAUAGAGUUAAGAUUCGAAGGAUUAAAUCGAUUUUGAAAGUGAAUUUUAUCAAAAAAUCAUAGCUAUAGUAAAGUAAAUUAAAAUAUAUUAGGUUCUUAAUUUGGAUAUUAAAAAAAAAAAUUAAAACACCUAUUAAAAGGAAGGUGCAUAUUCAAUUCUGUCUCCAAGGACAUGUGCGGCAUCAGAAUUAUAUAGAGCAAACGAAGAAUAAUAAAUAAACAAAGAACAAUAAUAACAAUGAUAAUAUACAAUUAAACUAAAAAGAAAAAAAAAUAAAAUUAAUAAAAUACAAAAUAAUAAAAAAUUAUAUUCUAUCAGCAACAAUAAUAAAAAAAGUUAUUAAUUUAUUUAUAUAAAAUAAUAAGCAUUAAAAAUUCAUAAGCAAUAAAUCGGUUUUACCUAUAACCUAAAACGUUUAAUACAUUCGUGCCAAUAGAGAGAGAUAAUUCGUUUUUAAAAUUUUUAAGCAAUGAUAACUUUAUCAACUUUAAUUACAUGGAUUAUAUUUGCAAUCAUAAUUAUAAUGCUUUUGCCAAAGGCACCAACUCCAAUUAAGAUGUUUAUAUUUGUAAUAGGGGUGGGUGCAAUAGCUAUGUUUUUUUUACCUUAUCUUAUAUUUCGUCCUCGAGAUUACAGGAACUGUUUGGGUCCAACAUGGGUUUGCAAACAUUUUAGCCGACUUUUAGGAAUAACUAUGGAAGUACGUGGUUUGGAAAAUAUUAGAAGAAAUCAUGGUAGUGUUGUGAUAAUGAACCAUCAAAGCGCCUUAGAUCUCACUGCAAUAGCUCACAUAUGGCCUUUAAUAGGAAAUAUAACAACGAUAGCUAAAAAGGAAUUACUUUAUAUACCAUUUUUUGGUUUAGGAUUAUGGUUAUCUGGUUUUUUAUUUAUAGAUCGUAAAAAUCGUAAUCAGUCAAUUAAUAUUAUGAAUCAAGAAUCAAAAGCAAUACAUGAACGUCAAUGUAAAAUUUUAAUAUUUCCGGAGGGAACACGUAAUUCAAAUGAAAUUUUAUUACCAUUUAAAAAAGGUGCAUUUUAUAUGGCAGUACAAAGUCAAUGUCCAAUUCAACCGAUUGUUGUUACACAUUUUACAUGGUUAUAUCAAAAAUCAUGGCGUAUUAAUCAUGCAAUCAUUCAUAUAAUGCCAGAAAUUUCAACUGAAAAUUAUUCUAAAGAAAAUGUUAACGAUUUAUUACAAUUAUGCCAGAAAACUAUGCAAGAUGAAUAUGAUAAAUUAAAUUCUGAAAUAAAACAAAUGAAUAUGAUUGAAAAUAAUAAAUAUUUUGAUGAUGCAAAAAAUAAAUAAAUAUUUAAAAUAUUAAAAAAAAAUCAAUUUAUACAACCAAAAAAGAACAAACAAGCGAUAUGUACAAUAAAUUAUAGUAAUUACAGUAAACUUUAUAAUAUAUACAGAAAUUAAAUAAACUAGGGAAAAAUUGUAGAAGCUAUGUAUAGAAAUCAAUAGAUAGCUAAUUUAUAUAUGCAUAUGUAUGUAGAUAUAUGAGCCAUAUAUGUACAUGUUUUAUUUUUCGAAUAUAGUUUAAGAUACAAGAACAAAAAACAAGUUUAUUGUAAAUAAAUAAAGUCUCAAUUAAAAUUGAUAUUUAAGAUAAAAUAAUUUUAAAUUAGUGUUUUUUAAAUUUAAUAGAUAAGAUGAGAGAUUAUACUGUGAUGGAUAUUACAAAAGUUAUCUAUUUUUAUAAUCCAAUUUAUUGGCUGAGUACCUUAACUAUAUUCAUUUAAAAUUUGAAAAUUCUAUAAAUGCUAUUUGUUAUAUAUUAUACAUGAGUAUGCACAUUUUGAAAAAUGAUAAAUUUGUAUGAAUUGCAUUUAGUAGCGGAUCUACAGCUUUAAAUUAUUACUUAAUAAGUACACCAAAUUAUUGCUUAUCACACCAAAUUAUCAUUUCAAGAUAGGCAUCAUAGUAUCAAUAAUGUUUACUUUUGCCGAUUCCGAAAUUGCAUACAAAAUUUAUAUACUUACUAGUUUGAUUUAUACCUAUUUUUAUCUAAAUUUGUUGAUAUUUUUUUGGAAUUUUCAUGAAAUAGAAUAAAUUAGAAAUUUUAUCAAAACUUUUAUAAUUCGGUUGAAUUAAAA